AUGGCGCGGCCACGGGAGGUGAACCCGCAUAUUGCAGAGUUUGCGGUGUUGCAGCACAAGCCUGGGAAGGAAAGGGCGCUGGAGAUGCUACAGGACAUUGCGCGACGGGUAUCCUACUUGAUGCGGGAAGAAGGCUUCCGGGUGGGCCAACUGGCCGAAUUCUACCCCCGGGAGCGGCGCCUGCUGGGGCUGAAUGUGAAUCAGGGGGCCAGGAUCCUGUUGCGGCUGCGGGAGCCGGGCGAUGAGCAGCAGUUUCUAUCACGGGAGACUAUUCUGGCAGUUAUGCUGCACGAGCUCACGCACAACGUCUUUGGGCCGCACGACGCUCGGUUCAGGCGGAAGCUGGAUGAGCUAGUGGGGCGGCAGUGGGUGCUGGACCAACGGGGCAUCGUGGACAGCUUCCUGGGGCGUGGAAGACGCCUCGGCGGGCGCGGGCGGCGCCUCGAAGGCCGUGGGCGGCGCCUCGGCGGCCGGAGCGCCGGUGUGGCAGCGCGCGAGCUGGCCGGGCUGGCAGCCGCGCGCCGCAUGGCAGCGAUAGCGGCGACUGCGCAGUGCUGCGGGCAAGGUGGCGGGACGGCGCCUCCCCGCGACGGGGACCUGGACGUGGUGGUCAUAGACGAGGAGCCCUGCGUCGUCCGCACACCUGUGGUCAUAGACCUGACAAAUGAGGACUAA
Molecule: messenger RNA, 675 nt
Organism: Eremothecium gossypii ATCC 10895
Lineage: Eukaryota; Fungi; Ascomycota; Saccharomycetes; Saccharomycetales; Saccharomycetaceae
Gene: WSS1
Product: metalloendopeptidase WSS1
Exons: 1
Coding region: 1-675 (224 amino acids)
Source: RefSeq, marked provisional